Molecule: messenger RNA, 3903 nt
Organism: Cercopithifilaria johnstoni
Lineage: Eukaryota; Metazoa; Nematoda; Chromadorea; Rhabditida; Onchocercidae
Source: the annotation of a GenBank genome assembly
AUGGCAUUUCCGUAUAUUUCAUGCUUGUUGGUGUUUCUCAUAUUGCUUAUAUGGAGACACCGUGGAUGGUUAUUAUCGUUGGCAGUAGCGAAAAUUUGCCAUUGUCGUUCUGUACGUUUAGGCAGAUGCGGUCUGUUUUAUGUAGAACACAUCAGACUUUGUUUAAGUGACGGUAUCGUAAUUGAAGUUGACGAUUUCCGCUUAACGAUCAGUUUCUUCAAUACGCAUUAUACGAAACCUUUUAUAAUCACGAUUAGUGACAUCCGUAUCGAAGGUGAAUGUAAUCAACAUUUAAUCCUGACACCAACCUAUAAUAGACGAUACAGUCACAGAGAUUUCGAAAGAUAUCUUCAUUGGUUACAAUAUACAAGUGCAGUAAUUCGUACUGCGCGUGUUGUAUUUCUUGAUGUAGCGCCAGGAUCCUUGUUACAUUCAACCUUUCAACAACUACAACUUGAUGGAUAUCGAGAUCGUGAAGGGAUGCAGGUUGAACUCUCUUGUAAAUUGCUGCAGGCAAAAUUGUUCAGUCGUGGAACAGCUCAAAAUACUGCUCCUCUACUCGUACUUUCGUUGGGAUUGUCACUCUGUUGCAGUGUACCUUUGGGUGUUUUGAAGUUGAAGCGACUUGCUGCCCGCAUUACUGAUCCUCAAAUUAUUCUUUCGGAUGGCCUUUUGGAAUAUUUUCAUGACCAUCCAAUGCGUCAAAAAACAAAAAAGACAUCAGAUCAAUUUUUUACAUCUUUUAAUGUUGAAAGCCUUCUGAAUACAAGUCUGAAACUGGACAUCGAGAAUCUAGUAUUGAGAUAUACUGCCAACAUGGAUUAUUCAAAAAUACGUACGGUGGCUGCAAGGUUAAAUGUAGCAUCAAUAUCAACGGAAGAUAACCAACGGUUUGCUAUUGUCUUAACUAGGAUUAAUGUAGAGGAUCAGACGCGGGAGACGUUAUUUAGCUGCAAUGAUUUCGAUGCUAAAUUAAACCGAGCACUGUGCAGUUCAGGAAGCUUUUUUGUGGAUAUGAAAAUAUUUAAUCCUCAUUUUGUUACAAAUCAAAAAGCUAUCGUUGAGUGGAGCGAGUAUUACCAUAAUAUUGAACAACGAAUUUCGACUUCUGCUAAGGGUCAUUUCGAUGACGAUUUUUCGACUGCAUCUACAGAUUUACACGCAGUACCGACGGAAAUGAAGCGAUUCUGUUGGGAAUCUUUAUCAGUAGAAGUAAAUUCAUUUCACGGUCGUUUAAUGCUUUCUAAUGGCCAAGAAAUCAAUGCUGGACUUGAGCUGGGAACAUUUCGCGUCAACGACAAUUUUGCAUCUGCUGAAGUUGGUUUAGAAUCGGUCUGGAUUCGACAAGGAAAUCUUUUUGUUGAUCACUUCGAUUCUCGUUUUUGCCACGCUUGGGGCACCACGUUAAUUAUUGGAGCUUUAUUAACUCAGUACUCCCAAAAUAAUGAAACGAAGAGAUUGUUGGUCAAGUUGGUUGAAUGCCAAAUAGAGUAUAAGGAAGAACUCAUCUGGCAGAUGGCUUCGUUCUUAUCAUCUCUUCUGUGUAACAGUUCAUCAGCAACAUGCAGCUCAUCGUCUGCAUUUGAGCCCUAUCCGCCUCCUCAAGUUAUUUUUGCAAUACAACUCUCUGUAGAGAAUGUUGUUCUCUUCAUUCUGGCUCGACAUACAUUGUAUCUGAUUCUAUCUAUCGAACAGCUGCGUGUGGAUGCCUUACCUUAUUCAACGACAUUGUCAGUAUUAGCUCUGAAUUUCAAGAUGCUACAGGGAAUCGUGACAAAUGAGGAAUUUAUUUCUUGGGAUGACUCGGCACAAGUAGAGUCAAAAGAGAUUUGCGGAAAUUGUGAUCGUUUGAUGAUGCGACUUUCUUGGUUGUCGUUAUCCUGGGAAUGGAUUUUGCUGGCUGAAUCAACAGUGAAUUUGGUUUGGAGUACUGCUGUACACAUCAUUUUUCUGGAAACUUUUCGAAGUUUAAAACAAAUCUCGGUUCUUUUCGGACAGAAAACAUCAACUAAAGGGUCUCAGCCGUUUCAUUUCAGUAUUGAAACAUCCAAUCCUGUAAUAAUCAAAUUCCAACUACCGAGAUCUCACAUGAUGUGCUGGGAAGUACCAUCGCUAUACAUACGAUGCAUGGAUCACAUAAAAAUUGAAAUGCCACAGUUUACUGCUUCCUUAGAUUAUCAUUCUAUCCUUACGAUUGAGAAGUUUUGUGUCGAGAAGCAAGCGUUUGAUGCAGGGAUGGAUUUAGGCAGGAAUGAAUUUAAGAAUCUAAAAAACCGAACAAAUAAACUUUGGAUAUGGUCUGCCGAUGCGGUGGUGUUCGUUUUUCCAUACGAUUAUAAUUUUGCUGCAGGUUAUGAUGAGAUAAUUAAUGCAUGGAAGUGGAUAAAAUUAGUACAUGAAUGGAAGAGAAAACCGUUUACUAUCGAGUCUACAUUUCCAUCAGAUUUACGAUUCUCAAUUAAAAAUGCUUCACUACAAAUCAAUGAUGAUCCAUUUGAAGUGCAACUUCAAAAUAAUUACGAACUGAUGGUUGAUGAAGUGUACGAAUGCGAACGUCGGCGUCAAAUGUUAGAUCAAAAAUUGGAACAGCUUCAAAAAACACGUCCUUUUCUCUCACAAUCGAAGGCAGAUGAAUUACAUCGAUCUCUAAUUAAAAAAAAUGCAGAAAUUUACAUUGAAAGAUCCAGGAAAUUGCCGAAUUCCAGAAAGCAUCUUUGUUUAUGGUCCAUUACGAAUCUUGAGAUUCGUGCAUAUGCUGAUAUAACUUUACACGGAAAAGAAAAUGCGGUCAGACAUCUGAAAACUUUCAAUCCAGAAUCGUCAUUUCCAGCUGAAGGAAUGGAAUUCAGUACACUAUGGGCACGUGCUGUUGAAAUGGAUUGCGACGAUUGGGUAAUGCAGUUCCGAGAUUAUCCGUUGCCAUAUGUUUUGAUGAAAGAUGCACAUUUUUGGGGACAUUUAGUGGGAAGUGAACAACUCACAGGACCUCGCUCAAUACGGACAAGUACAGUAAAACUACCAGAACCUUGGGGGCAAUAUACCAUUGAGCGAAACAUGUGUCCUUUGAAAUUUUAUUACGAUCUAUCAUGCGAGAUUAAAGAAUUGAAUUGCACUUACGGGCCUUGUUGGGAACCGUGCUUAUCAAUGAUUAGCCUUUGUUGGAAUAAUGUCAGUUUGCCGUCGAGUGAUCCAAGCCCACCACUGCCGUUUUGGGACAAAAUCCGACUACUUUUGCACGGCCGUUUUUCUAUGCUUUGUCAAAAUUUGGUCACGUCGAUGCUUGCAUCAACGGAUCCAUAUAAUUCCACUGAACUGGUUGAAAUAUGCUGGAAAGAAUUCGGGUUUGAUUGGAUUACAAAUCAGUUUUGUGUGCAAACGGAUAUGGAUGCAUUCGUACGUACAGCAUCGAAAUAUGAUGAAAGCCGCGUUUUGCAUUUGCCGGGUUUUAAAUUCAGCGUGAAGAUGGAUUGGGCGUGUAUUGGUGAUCCACACGAUCAUCAUAGUGCUCAGCCAUGUGCACCUGAUAAGCUUCCGGAAUACUCUUCUACGAAUUUAGAACAUGAUUCUUAUCGCGCAUUCCGUUCAACGCAUCUCGAUUUAGUCUUUACUUUGGAGGUGAAGCAGCCAGAUAGCACAGUCACCAAUAGCAAGUGUCCGCAGAUUUUGCUUUAUGCUAAUACUUUUCGGUGGUUGGAAUUUCUCAAAAAUACCAUGACGACAGUCAACAGACCAAUAAAGCGUGGUCAACUGUUUGGUGGAGACAAAACUAAAAAAAGUCAGCUCAGUCGACAUCUAAAGCACAUUCAGCUAAAUGUUAUGCUUCCACGCUUUCUGAUUACUUACUGGAUGUCGUACUCCUCAUCGCAUGGUCUACGAAUGAUUAGUGAAAGUUUAAAUUUAACC